AAUUGGAAGAUUUAAUUUGCAGCCUCGUUCACUGUCUACUUCCUUUGUCUUCUUUCUAAGCCGCCUCCACUAGAUUUUUUUUUUUCUUCCAUAGCUCCAUAACCACCACGCCUUUUAGAUUAACCACAUAACAUUAUUUUAAUACAAGAUUAUUUAAUUUGUCGUAUAGAAUAUAACUUCUCUAAUUCCAGACCCCAAAUUAACAAAUCCAAUAUGAAUGAUGCUUCAAGUCCUUACAAUGAACCACCACCGCCAUCCCCUCCUUCACAGAAAUCCAACUUGCCAACGUUAUAUUACGGCCUUGUAAUUGUUGGCACAGCCGCAAUUGUUCUGGCCGUAUAUAAUCUUAUCAUAAUCAAGUGGUGCACCCAUCGUAAUCGAGUCCAGGGUGAGAGAUCAGGCCAGUUAAUUCAGACAACAAGAGCUGGCAGUGGCAGGCUAAGUUCAGAGUUGUCGAGUUUCAAGUACAAAAAAGAUAAUAAUAUAGGCCAAGGCUGUGACUAUGAUUAUGAAUGUUCAGUUUGCUUAUCAGUUUUUGAAGAAGGAGAGGAGGUUAGGCGAUUGCCAGAUUGUAGCCACUCCUUUCAUGCUCCUUGUAUAGACAUGUGGCUGUAUUCGCAUUCUGAUUGCCCGCUUUGUCGCGCCCGAGUCGACCCAAUUCCUUCCUUCGGUCAUCGACGUCCGGUGGUGACUGAAGCGACGGAGGAGAAUUCUCGAGAAAAUUUGUUAGAUGCAACCGCAAGGAUUCAUUUCAUUCCUCUUGUCUAGAUUCUAUAGAUUUGGAUUUGGCUUACAAUUGUUGUUGUUCCGACUUGUCUCGCCGUUGCCGGAAAAUUCUUGGUUUUCCUUUUUCAUUUUUAAAGAUUUAAUCUGUUUAUAUUUGUCAGUUAGGUAGGAAAAGUUGGAUAGCUUGCCUUGUGUCAGUCCAACUGUCCAACGACUAUUUAAAUGAUUGAGCAAGACGAUGACUACAGUGUGAUAUAUUGUUUGGUCAACCAUUCCUAGUAGAUGUCUUGUAUAGGUUUCAUAUACUAUUAAUUAAAUGAUUGGUCUAGUCUCUGUGUACGAUUUCUACUUAA
Jatropha curcas is the source of this 1079-nucleotide messenger RNA. RefSeq names its product RING-H2 finger protein ATL39. The record is from RefSeq and is a predicted model, not a curated record. Gene Ontology annotation, molecular function: transferase activity. NCBI's taxonomy places the organism in Eukaryota, Viridiplantae, Streptophyta, Magnoliopsida, Malpighiales, Euphorbiaceae. Gene Ontology annotation, biological process: protein ubiquitination.